GUCAUCUGGAGGCGGAAGUCGGAUCCGAAUCCACUGACCAUUGGCCGCAGAACGUUUGUGGACGAUGACCGAGUGAGUGUAGAACAUGUCCCAUUGGGACCCGAUUGGCACCUGAUUAUUAAACAGGUACGACUGGACGACGAGGGAGCCUAUGAGUGUCAGAUCAGCUCCACCGAUCGUGACCUCAGACGCUACGUUUAUUUAACAGUCAAACAACUAAUUCCUCCACAAAUCAACAUUACAGGGACGACUUACGUGGAGAAGAACCAGAAGAUUCGUUUAAUCUGUAAUGCCACAGGAGCAGGACAUUCCCCGGACAGUCUAGAUUGGUUCCUUAAUGGUCAGAAGUUGGCCACUGAUGUUGAGAAAAAGAUGCAAGUGUCCCUGAUGGAGAAGACCAUUUCCAGCAUCCUAGAGGUGGAGGAGGCCGACAUGGACGACGCCGGGAUCUAUGUGUGCCGGACAUCUGACCUGCAGAUCGCCUCCACCCGGCUGGAUGUGCUCAACG
Messenger RNA from Candidula unifasciata, 508 nucleotides. Lineage: Eukaryota; Metazoa; Mollusca; Gastropoda; Stylommatophora; Geomitridae. The record is from the annotation of a GenBank genome assembly.